UUGGUAAGCGUGCAAAGACGGAGAUAAGUGUCUCACUGACGAUUAUCGAUACAUUCGGCAGCUCACUUCUCAUGACCACCAUUCCGUCCGCAAGCAAGUUAUUCUUUACAAAUUUUGGGGAGCUGUUACUUUCUUACCCAUCUGUAGAUCCAUGUAGUUAGUUUUGUGCAAAAUUGUCUUGUGCUUCGUGCAAUAGCCGCCGAUUAUAGGUGCCUGGCGAAGAUGGGUUACUUACUCUACUGUCGUACAGUAAAGCUUCAUGCUCUGAUGGACAAGAGUUUGACAUCUUUCACUUUUCUUUUCAUGGCAGGGUCAUUCAUCAUAGCUGUAACAGCUCAGUUCACAGUACAGCCAGUGUCAGUGGAGAGAGCCGAGGGACUGGAGGCUGUGUUCAAUUGUCGGUAUCAAGUAGAGGGAUUUACUGAUAAUUAUUUCUGGUAUAUGAACAAUGUCGUAGUGGGACCAGAUACAGAAACUGUUAGAACACGUCCACCUUCAUCCCCUGCUGGUGGACUAGCUACACUGAUAAUCUUGGCCACUCCACAGCACAACAACUCUGUUGUGUAUUGUAGUGCUGUUAUCAUAAAUGGCACUGGUAUUACUUUAGCAGAUUCAUCCACAGCAUCUCUAGUUGUUCGUGAGACGGUCCUCACUCACUUUAUUGUUGCACCGAAUACCAUUACCGUGAUGUGGAAUGCUCUACCUCUCACUGAGUAUUGUGUGGACAUCACCAGGACAACUCUGGACUCAACUGAAACAGUGGUUCUUGAUUCUCUGUGUGGAUUCACUAAUGAGUACAUCUACAUGUACUCUGAUAACAGUGUGUGUGCCAGAUUCACUGUGACUCCUACUGAUGGAGAGAUGAGGGGAACAACCAGUGAAUUAUGUACCGGGUUAUUUACGAGAGUAGAAGGUGGAGAACAACAUCGUAUUCUUGAAACUAAAAGGAAUAAAUUAGUCAAAUUUAGGGCAACUGUUCCAAGUUGUACAAAGUUCACUCGGUAUCGUGUGGACUCUGACCUAUUGACUCCCUCCAUCGACCGUUCAAUCACGGACCCUUUUCUGUUUGAUGGCUCACUCAGUUUCUCCCUCCCCACUGACAAGAUGACAGAAUACAGUGUCACACUGACUGAUGAGAAUGGAAUAGAUUUCGUGUUUGAGAACAUUCCAAUCAGUACUUUUGACGUUCAAGACCUCCUAGUAUCUGAAUGUCCUGGUAGUGGUGGUAUUUGUGUGAGCAUUGUGUAUGUUGAAGGUACUCUCUCUCCCGGAGCUCUCGUCUGUGCAAUUCGUAUCAUUGAUGGAGUGUUUGAUUUUGCUAACAUGAAACUGGUUACCAUCCCUCGGAAUUCUAUUGAAAAUUUCACCAUUCCUGUUCCUAGUGGAGAAUACCGAGUGAUUGCUUUUGAUCUGGAGAGCAACCAUUUACCAAGAAUGCCCGUCUCCAUGGUAGCACUCAGUCAAAACGAGAUGACAGUGAACUUGAUUGGUGAAGACAUUACCAGUCCACCACCCAGAGAGGGCAUUAGUGCAACCAGAUUAAUAAACCAAGAGGUUAGUGUAAUCUGUUCUGACUCUGCCCUGAAUUGUAUAGUCUUGUUCCAAUCUACCACCAUCUUGAAAAGGGUACUAGUUGGUUUCAUCAACGCUUCUUCGACGUCAACUGUCAUCUCCUUAAAUGCCACCUUUGGUGAUGGCUAUGUGGUGGUGUAUUCUUGGAAUACUUCACAGUCUAUCUUUGAAGGAGAGGUAUCUCUCAUUAUACAACUGGAUCUACCCACCACCACUGCUCCCACUACACCUCCAACGUCUGAUCCACAAACAGACCCACCUCCUCCUGAUAUUGAGUCUCUGCCAACAUCAGUUAUCGCUGCAGCAGCAGCUAUAGCUGGUUUGGUGAUUCUGCUAUUGCUUGUGGUCACCACUGUUGGAACUGUCGUUGUGAUUUUAAGAAAACGGAGACAAAAUGAAGUUGAGGUUCCAGAGUCAGAUGGAAGAGUGGAUUGGUCAUCAACAUUUGCAGGGAUUGAACAGCCCAACGAAGCUUAUGCGUCAGUACUCAAGCUCAAGAAGAACAUUGCCUAUGAGCAGACAAAGAAACCACGGGGACAAAGGAUCGAUGACUCACAAGCCUCGGCAACAACAGAGGGACAUUAUGAGAGUAUUGAGCCAGUUCAUGUGUAUGAGGAUGUGUUGCCUCAAGGAAAAGCAAGUCAUGCAAAUUAUGUUAACGUUAACUGACAGAUUUACCCAUUUAUUUUUAUCCCACACAUUUAUAUACCGUAUAGCGGGAAAUUAUCGCGGGUGCACAUUUUCACUAUUUGGCUCCAGAGCUCUGAGCAGAAAUUUUCGUCUAGUAUUUAUGUUUUAAUGCCGGGAAACCACACCCACCAAUAGCUUUGCAUGUGAAAUACCGGUGCGUGGGAGUUUAUUUCACGUCAUCUUUUUACGCUCGAAAAACGCACCUCACGAAAUUUUCCCACUGUACGGCCGUAUAUGUUUGUACAAUGUACGAUUCUCUCAAUUUAAACUGAUAUACAUGUACAUUUACAUGCAUUCUUAGUGUGUCAUUGAUUGUGUAUUAUUAUUUGUGAUAUUUACCAGUUCCUAUAUUUAAAGUCGCCUCUGA
Messenger RNA from Halichondria panicea, 2629 nucleotides. RefSeq lists its product as uncharacterized. The coding region runs from base 223 to 2241 and encodes 672 amino acids. The transcript has 13 exons. NCBI's taxonomy places the organism in Eukaryota, Metazoa, Porifera, Demospongiae, Suberitida, Halichondriidae. The record is from RefSeq and is a predicted model, not a curated record.